Molecule: messenger RNA, 2334 nt
Organism: Macrosiphum euphorbiae (potato aphid)
Lineage: Eukaryota; Metazoa; Arthropoda; Insecta; Hemiptera; Aphididae
Source: the annotation of a GenBank genome assembly
AUGACUGACUUCCAGCGGACUCGUAGCAAGGUGUGGUUUCCCAAUUUGGACGAUGACGACGAAGAUAUUCAUCACUCGUGGCGCCGACAACCAUCCUCGUCACCGGAUAGCAGACGUGUGUCGUCUGGCAGCCCAAGCAACGGUAGUCACAAAUCACAGGACUCCGGUUUUUCAGACUCCGAGAGUAGUCCCUUAGGAUUGUCGAAAGCUUUGCCGAAAGAAGACAAGCAACAUGACAAUACGAAUGAUUUUACCGAUAAAUUGCCAAACGGAGUGUUACCCGAAGCCCCAGUUCCUAGAGUGCAGUCGCCUUGCGAACCCCAUCCACAAUCGCCCAAUCAUUGCAAUUGUCUUCUACCAGCUUGCGAAUUGUCCAGAAAGUUCCGUUCGUUCGAGUUCACCACCGCCGACGAAACGUCACCAUUCAGACCGACGACAAAAAGGUACGAGGAAGAACCCUCACGCACACCCAACCGGACCUGUUUUAUCGUUGAUGAAUUGCCAAAAACCACCGUAGUACUGUCGACGCCGAGCUCAGUGAAAAGUUUUGACGGCCAUUUCGAUCAGUCUGAAAACGUUACUGUUGUAGAAAACAUCAAACAGGACUGCAUCAAAAAUAACGAAUUGAUUAUCGAUCCACCAACACCGUUUGUCGACCGUUUUAACGAUGUGGACACAGUGAGUCUAUGUGAAUCCGACCGACCGGGCUCACCUGAGCAUACGUCUACACCAAAAUCGACCAAAAACAGAUGUUGUACGCCCAGGUUACAUUAUAGAAAAGAUCUACAAUUAAGAAAACCAAAACAUCUAAAAAAUAGCUUUUCCAGAAUUGAACGUGAAAACGAAGUGCCCGUUGGCCAGUGGCUAAACGAACUGAGGUUUAGAUGCGAACCUGAAUGUAUGACCACUUUACAAUCGAAAUCAAUAGCAACUUCGGAAGAUGCUUGUCGUUUUUCUACAGUUGUCUGCACCGAUUCUGAAGUUGUGCGGGACCUUUAUCAACGUACAAAAUCCAUAUCUGAUGAAUUUAUAAAAGUUUACAGUGAUUUGAACAAAUGUCCAGUUGAUAAUUUUGGACCAUCUGUCCAUACAUUAACUGGUCUGUUGUUGGACUUUGUUUGUGAUCACGAGAGUGAACUACCUGAGCACGGCCAAGAGUUAUGCAUGGACUUGGUUGAUGUUUCCGAAAAACUAAGAAUUCAUGCUAACCGACGUCUAGGCAACAGAAAAAUUAUUCUAAACGACGUGUCCGCACUAGGACAAAUAUUUAGCGAAUUAAUCGACGCUUUGUUAAUGAAGAAAAUACAGUCUUUGGUGGACAUAUUGGAAGAACCAAGCACUGAUAUUGAACUCGUUAAGACCAUGUCCAGUAUCAACAGCCUGGGAUUGGAAAGUGUUCAUCUUGGUAGUUUGGUGACGAAGUGCAAUGGUGUCCGAUCGUUGUUGACUGUUUGCAUAGAAGCCGUGUCCAGUACAGUCAGAUCGGCUGCCCUGCGCACACUGGCCAUGGUGUGUUGUUCGUCUGACAGCAUCAGACAAUUCGAAAAGGCUGGAGGCGUGGAGAUAUUAUCCGACGUAUUGGGCAGUAAAAACCGCUCGGAAAAAGAACUCACCGACGCCGUAUCAGUGUUGGCUCAGAUCACCGCUCCUUGGAUCGAAGACAACCACGUUGUCAACGGGCUUAGCGAAUACCUGGACACUAUUAUAUCAUCGUUGACAUACCUGGUGGAGACCACGCUGUCGUCGGAAACGCUGUUGCUGUCGUCCGCUGCGCUGGCCAACAUCACGUUCAUGGAACCGAACGCGAUAUGGACCAUAUUGAACAUGGGCACCGCCGGGUCGCUGAUAGAAGCGGUCCGGAAAAACGGCACCAAGUCGUCGGUGUUUUUGCAAGAGCAGACGGCCACGCUGUUGGCCAACAUGGCAGCGGUCCCCGAGGCCAGACCGCACAUGGCGGCCAACCACGCUGUCAUCGCUUUGCUGUGUUUCCUGCAAGUGCGGCACUCGCCGUUGCAACGCGUUCCCGAGAUAUUGGCUGCGGAACGUCUACAGCACAAAACAGCCAUCGCCUUGUCCAGACUGUGCAGCGAUGUAGAAGUGUCGAAACAAUUCGUGGAACUCGAAGGCGUUAACCGUUUGAUAAGGUUGUGCAAAGACGAACGAGAACGAAAUCACAGUGACGGUGUUCUAGUGGCGUGCUUAGCUUCGCUGCGGAAAAUCGCCGCGAAUUGUGGCAAAGAAAUAAUGAACCAAUACGACGCCGCCGAACUGAUUGAACCGAGACUGUUGGACUCAUUCCUUUUGUAUUCAUCGAAACAAGAGAGUUACGUUUAA